AUGAUCUAAACCCUUCAGCUGAACAUUUUGAAACUUAUAGAAAUAGUUGGACUGCACAGAUUAACCGAGGAGGACUCUUUAUUGUCAACUCCUCUGUAUACUCCUUCUUCAGACAAAUAGAACUUAUAGUAAGAAAAUCACUGAAUGUCUCCAACGUUGUCCGUUUGAAUAGUUCAAACAUAGACCAACAUAUCUUAGAGGAACUUUCAGUUGAUGAAAAUGUACAACAGGCAUGGGGUGAAAUAACUGAACAUAUUUUUGAUGACAGUUUGAAUACGUUGUUGAUGAAGAAGGUCUUGUCUAAGUUUGUUACUCUUAGAGCAAAGUCAUUUGUAAAAUUUUGGAAGAACAAGUUAGAAGACAUUGACCGACAGGGCACACAUAGUUUGAGAGCUUCACUCAGUGCAAGUAGAAAGUCAAAGAAAAUGUAAAUUUCAAGUGAGAAUCAAAUAAAGCAAGCGAGUUUCUGAUGUGCCUAUGUGGUCCAAAAAUUAUCAUGACAUAUAUCAGUAUAUUGAACCAUUUUCCAGGUAUAGGCUUGGUCAGUGUCUGUGAGCUGAGAAUUAUAUUAUGACAUGUUCAAUGGGUAGAGUAGACCCACUUGUGACUUGUAACUCACUUCUUGACUGCUUGUAAAUAGUUCCAUAAUAAUUUUAAUUAGAAAGGACCAGGUAUAGU
Messenger RNA from Owenia fusiformis, 678 nucleotides. The record is from the annotation of a GenBank genome assembly. NCBI's taxonomy places the organism in Eukaryota, Metazoa, Annelida, Polychaeta, Sabellida, Oweniidae.